Messenger RNA from Entrophospora sp. SA101, 774 nucleotides. The record is from the annotation of a GenBank genome assembly. Lineage: Eukaryota; Fungi; Glomeromycota; Glomeromycetes; Entrophosporales; Entrophosporaceae.
AUGAAGAAGCUCAUGCGCAAGUGUUUUUUUUUUAAAGGUGGAGUGCCUGAUUUUAAAUUUGAGGAUAUGGGAAUUGGUGGCCUAAAUUCAGAAAUUAGUAUGAUAUUUCGUUAUGCUUUUGCUUCUAGAAUUUACCCUCAUAAAAAUAUUUGGAGAAAAAUAUUUGGUUUAUUUGAAGAUUGUACAAAGGAAGAUGCUAUAUGUAAACAACAUGGUUUUGGUAGUAGAGCUGGUGUCAGUGAUAGUGUUGCCAUACUUCAUCCUGGUCAUUUGGAAGUUCAUAUGGAAAUUGGCUUACCAGAUGAACAAGAAAGAUUACAAAUAUUGAAAAUUCAUACUUCAAAGACAAAAAUAAAUGAUAUUUCGGAUAAAGAUGUUGAUCUUGAGGAAUUAGCUAGAACACUUGCAGGAGUGAUGCCAGAUGUUGAAGAUAUGAAAAAGAUAUUAUCAGGACCCUCUAGCAGUGGUAAAACAGCAUUGGCAGCUACAAUGGCAAUGACAUCAGAAUUUCCUUUUAUAAAAUUAAUUUCUCCAGAAAGUAUGGUUGGAUAUUCAAAAUCAGCUAAAAUAACUACAAUAAACAAACCACUACCAAUAAAAAGUGGGUUCUUCAACAAAUUGGAUAUGUCGGAUUGUUUCAAUUCUGAAAUUGAAGCACCAAAUAUUGUUGAUUUGAGUUCAAUUGAACUUGUAUUCAAAAGAUUGCCAUUAUUCAAUAAUGAUGAAAAAGAACAAUCACUUGAAACUCUUAACAAAAUCACCCUAUUCAAAUAG